Molecule: messenger RNA, 1287 nt
Organism: Naegleria lovaniensis
Lineage: Eukaryota; Heterolobosea; Eutetramitea; Acrasida; Naegleriidae
Exons: 1
Coding region: 1-1287 (428 amino acids)
Molecular function (GO): 3'-5'-RNA exonuclease activity
Source: RefSeq, a predicted model, not a curated record
AUGGGAAAUAAUCCACCAAAUGGACACAUUGGAACUCUUCCUCCAAAGAACGCUUCCAAACAUCAAUCAUUAAGUGCUUCUUCAUCAACACCCAAUAACCCAACAACACUUCAUUUGAAUUUAGUGGUGAAUGGUAACAUGUUGGGAAUGAGUAACAAUUCAUCACCCAUUGCUCCCGGAUACAACACUAAAUCUUCGCAGGAAGCAGUCAAUGAGGAAUCACUUGAAAGUCAAACAAUGAAUAUACCAAAUGAAAUUACAGUCAUGUCUUUUAGUAUUAGGAGAGAUUCUGUUUUUGAUGGAAUUGACCAAUGGAAGAAUAGAAAAGAAACAAUAACGAAUAUCAUUUUGGAGAGCAAGGCAGAUAUCAUUGCUAUUCAGGAUGGUCUUCAACAUCAAAUUCUUGAUUUAUUUACAUUAUUGAACGAAAGACAAGAGCGUUCACAAUAUUUAUGGUUUGGUCUCGGACAGAAUUAUAAUCACAAUACGAAUGAAUAUUCCGGAGAAUACAUCACAAUCUUUUAUAAUGCUGAAAAGAUUGAGCUGUUAGACCAAGGCUGUUUUUGGUAUAGUUAUACACCUUCAACGAAAGGAAGCAGAAGCUGGGAUGCUGUGGCUCCAAGACUUUGUACUUGGUGCAAAUUUAGAAAUAUCAAAUCGUCAUCAAAACGAAACUCAUUCCAUGUCUUCAAUACUCAUUGGGAUAUUGGUGUGGAAGCUAGGAGAAACUCGGCAUAUCUCAUUCGGGAAUACAUUGAAAAUUUAACCUGUGACAAGGACGAAGAAAAUCAAAUUGUUCAACGACCGUGUAUUGUGAUGGGAAAUUUAAAUUGCUUACCUGACUCGAAUGCAGUCCAUUUACUGAGCACUGGAGUCGAUUUGGGAGCUAAAAACAUGGAUGAUUCUAAUUCUGACGAUGACACGGCGAGUGACGGCUCAAAUUGUGAUUCAGACGACGAAGAAGAAUCAUUUAAGCUGAUCAGUGUGGAUCCAGCCCAUCAUCCAACCUUUGUAGGUUUGAAUGGAAAUGGAUCAUCUUCUCGUUAUACCGCCCUCAAUUCUGAUACCACUAAUUCCACCACCACCACCACCACUACUUCUGACACAAACGUUUCUUUAGAUUCCUUGUCGUAUCCUCAAAAGAUACAAGGCAAAUGUACAGAUUACAUAUUUGUUUCUCCGAACAUUCAAGUUUUGGAUUUUAGAGCCAUCACAGAAGUGCAAUGUAAAAAUACAGGAAGAAAUGCAUCCGAUCAUCUUCCAAUCAUGGCAGCUCUUUUGGUAUAG